CAGGACAGAAGAAUUAGCCUCUUUAAGAUUAUAACCUGUGGAGAGUUUUACCUUGUUCACUCGUUCUGGCUGUAAUUACCUACUCGUUCAGACCACAAAGGCAUUACCUGAGGACUUGGUUUGGUUUUCGUCGACCGUUUUAUUCACGUGAAUAAAGACGAACUUUCAGCUGAAAUCUGGGAGGCUGCAGUGAGCCAGCGGAGAUUGUAUGGAUGCAGAUGAGGCACGAUGCUAGCUCGCUAACUAGCUACUAAGGAAAUGGUGAAAGCUGACGUUAUCCACUGAAGAACAGAAACAAAAGUCAAAUAAUUCAGAUGGAGUUCAAUGGAGAGAUCAGUGACACUGACAGCGGCAUCAUCCUUCAUUCAGGCUCGGACAGCCCAACAACACACACAAAGGAUGUGACUACGCACACACGGGCCAUGAAGCUCAAACAACAAGAUCUUAAGGAUCGACUGGAGAUCUGCAUCCUGGAGCUGAAGAAGCUCUGCAUCCGAGAAGCUGAGUUGACCGGCCAGCUGUCAGAUGAUUACCCUCUGCUGCCCGGAGAGAAGCUUCCACAGAUCCGCAGACGUAUUGGAGCUGCGUUCAAACUGGACGAACAAAGCAUCCCUCAGAGGGCAGAGGAGUCAGAACUCAGUUUGGUGGAUGCUGAUUUGGCACUUCAGAUGAAGAUAUACGAAGCAGCACGAAAGCUCUGCGAGGAGCAUCACCUAAGUAAAGCUGUCAGAAAGAGCCGCUUACAACAGCUCAAGAGAGAGGAGAAAAAACUCAAACAGCUUCAAGAAAUGGUUUUUAAGCUGCGACUGGAGCACGGGCGAUCGUCACCACUUCCUGCUUUUAAUAUUUCCCAACAAGAUCUGGGUGCAUCUGAUGACAGCUCUCUGUCCGAUUCUGUCGUGCAGGAUGAAGAAGUAACAAGCCAGUCAUCACAGCAGUCCACGGGACUCUCAUAUCCAGGAGAAACAGACCCUCCCCAGCCUCCCCCUCCAUCCUCACACUCCUUUGUAGACGGCUCCUACACAUCUCCGUCUGCAGCUCCACUGUCUGUGCAGCUGACCCCAUGCUCCUCUCCCCAUCCGAGCCUGAAGUCUACUCACAGUUUGAACUCGAACGCUGCGUAUGACCUUCCUCCCAUCCAGCACUCCCCAUGGACGGAGUCGAGUCUUGAUGAACCAUACCAGAAGAGCAGGAAGUCCCGCUCCUCCAGCAAGAGCACUCCAACCAAAACGGAAUUAUUGCCACCAUUAGAGGCCUGCUUAGCACAAUCUGCUCUGCCCGUGCAACUCUCCCAUCUCAAGCUGAGCCGCACCCAGUCCAACAGCACGCCCUCCACGCCAGAGAUGCGCAUGCACAGACAGCUCUCCCUCAGGUUAUCCAACCCUGAAUCUCAUUUAGAAAAGGACAGAGGUCGCACCAGAGGUCCAAGGAGGCGACUCACAGAAUACACAAUAACUUUACCACCUGAGGCUCUGCCCCCUGCAGUGAACUAUGGGAACCUUACCGGCUCAGAGGACAGCAACUCUGAACACUCGUUUACAUCUUACAACAGCUCACCAUGUCAGGAGUUUCCCUGCAGUUCAUCCCAGCAGUAUCAGCCUGCAUUCUCACACUCUAGCCCAGUUGGCAGCUACGGACCUCAGGUUUACCCACGCACUGGCUUUUACCAUAAUCCCAGGCACCAAUCCAGCCCCAGUUUCCACAAAUCCUAUUACAAUGAAGAAAUGGUGUACCCGCCUGAUCUGGACUUGUCACGGAGCUACUACGCCCAGCCAGCUCCCUCUCCUCCCAACAGAUAUGAGUAUCGCUAUAAAGACACUGCCGUGGCCCACCAGAGAGUGCAGAGACCCUCUGAUGUCAGGCUCUCCCCCUCCCCAGCUCAUUGGGACCGUCCACACUACCGCUCUGCAGGGCUCCCACAACAAGUAGUGAGCGAGCAGCUCAAGUCCUGGCACAGGCGCAGUCAACUCAAAGCCCCAAGGUCCCGUUCUCUCGACAGGCAGGGAGCAGUCAGAGUUAAAAACAUGGCCUCUCGGGAGUCAUCCUGCUAUAUGAAUCCUACUUACCAUGAGCAGGUUAUCCAAAGACGAACUCUUCAGAGAUCAGCAGAUGACUCUCAGACACACUGGAUUGUGGAUGACGGCUCUCACUACAUGAGUCAAGUGUGACCUGAUGCCCCCUGGACUUAAUUUCCUAAAUGAAACUUAGAAUCAUCCUGUUAACAUGCCUGCCUGUGUGGGGGUAGACCAGGCUGAAUUUAAAAUAAACCUGGAAGUUCUUACAGUGCAGCGCUGUCUAGUACAAGUGGACAAACUGAAGCCCCAGGCGCUGCGGUACAGUUCAAUCUAACACCUCUGUGACACAGUCGUAGUUAAAUUGAUUGCACUGGUUAAUUGGAGUUCAGCUGCUGUUUGUGGUGUUUUGUACUAACAGUAACAAGUCAAGUGUCACAAAUUGAAUUAACUGAAAGUCAUAAAAUAUUUUUAAGGGCACUGUUUUUAUUUACGACUUGUGUUCGCAAACAAGAUGUCCAAGGCUGACAAGGAAAUUUUCUCUGGCUAUAAACAAAUCAUCAUCACAGAGAUUUUGUCAUUUUUUUACAGGGUUUUUUCAAUAUGCAGAGCUGUUGAAAAACAGAAAUCUGAGUAGUGGUUGGAGGAGGCUUUAGCUCAGAGAUAGUAGUAGACAGUGUAGUAACAUUAGAAGUAAUGGGAUUUUUACAGUUUUUUCUAAUGAAACUAACACUAAAGUAAUUGUUAAAGUAAAUGUUAGAUGAUGUAAAAUUUAUUUGCAAAAGCUGACAUGUUUGAUUGUUUAGUAGACUGCUUUAGGUACCUUACUAAACAACAUGUGCAGCAUUAUACAGGGCUUUAUAUUAUCAGAAAAUCACUGCCAAAUGAUUGGAAUAAGGAUGGGCAAAAAAGUUUUACUUUUUGUAUUUGUGCUAAGGGAUGAUAAUCUGCUCCUUUCAUGUCUUUCCACUCAGUUUGAAGGAUAUCAAUUCUAUGUAAAAUAAUGUAAAUGUGCAACACAUCCUUUAUUUUUAUGUUUUGUUCAUUAUGUUAUUUUGUCACCACUAUUUUGAAUUUGAAGCUGCUUCAGUUUAAGAUUUGUGAAACUUUUUAUACGUGUGUGGUUGUGCUUAUUAACUUGAAUUAACAAUGAAUUUAAUCACUUAGGUGAAACUAGAUAUUAAACUGAUUUAUUAAGUAGCUUAUUAAGACACAAGCAGAGUCUUGAUGCCUGGCAGCUAUUAAGUUGUAAAAUUGAGAUUAAAUGUCUUCAGCUUUAACACGAUGUUUAAAAGUAUUUGUGCACAGGUGUUUGACCAAACACUAAUCUUUUAAACCAAUACAUUUUUGUCUUUUAAAAAAGAAAAUGAAAUCAAAUUUCUACCAAUUCAGCCACAGCAUACUGUCUUGUUUCUCACAGUGAUUUUUGUUAUUAACUGUGAGCCAGACCUGUAAUAUAAUGGUAUUAACUUGAGUUUCCAAAACCCAGCAGCGUUGAAGACUGCCCUGUUGAACAAUCAUGUAACCUUGUGUGCCUCUUUUUUUACUUUUUUUAAUAUAUUUAUGUAGUAGUUCAGAUGGAGCCAAUGAUGUGUUCUGUAAAAAUGUGAAAAUGGUUUCACUUUCAA
Molecule: messenger RNA, 3640 nt
Organism: Cheilinus undulatus (humphead wrasse)
Lineage: Eukaryota; Metazoa; Chordata; Actinopteri; Labriformes; Labridae
Gene: inavab
Product: innate immunity activator b
Exons: 10
Coding region: 315-2168 (617 amino acids)
Biological process (GO): positive regulation of protein ubiquitination; adherens junction maintenance
Source: RefSeq, a predicted model, not a curated record